CGCAGUAUGUUGACGGGGAGCCUGAGCUCAGGUACAGCGCAUCACACUCAGAGGGAAGAGAGAGAGAGGCAGAGGGAAGGAUAUUUAUAGCCUAAAGCGAGGCUGCAGCGCAGAGAUAAGGCUCGGAGCCAAGCCGCCGGCAGGCAGGGAGACAGGCUUAGGAAAACGAGGACGCGUCAAAAUGAAACACUUCCUUACGGUUGUUGUACUCGGGGCUGCGGUAGUCACCCUGGUCAGCGCGGCCAGUACCGACGGGGCGAUCUCCUUCGAGUACCAUCGCUAUGAGGAGCUGCGGAAAGCGCUGGUGUCGGUGUGGCUGCAGUGUCCGACCAUCACCCGCAUCUAUACCAUCGGGGAGAGCUUCGAAGGCCGCGAGCUGCUGGUGCUAGAGAUGUCCGACAAUCCGGGGACGCACGAACCUGGUGAGCCUGAGUUUAAAUACAUCGCCAACAUGCAUGGCAACGAGGUGGUGGGCAGAGAGCUGCUCAUCUACCUGGCUCAGUACCUGUGCAACCAGUACCAGCAGGGCAACGAGACCAUCAUCGAUCUCAUCCACAACACCCGCAUCCACCUCAUGCCGUCAAUGAACCCCGACGGGUUGACUUUUUCGGUUUUGCUUUCUUUCUCUCUGCGGUUUACAGGAAUGCAGGAUUUCAACUAUCUCAGCAGCAACAGUUUCGAGAUCACCCUGGAGCUCAGCUGUGACAAGUUCCCCAAUGAGGAAACGCUGAAGAGCUACUGGGAACAGAACCGCAACUCGCUCGUCAAUUACAUCGAGCAGGUUCACCGUGGCGUUAAGGGCUUUAUCCGUGACCUUCAGGGCAACCCCAUUUCCAAUGCCACUGUGUCUGUGGAGGGUAUUGACCAUGACAUCACCACAGCCAAAGAUGGAGACUAUUGGCGCCUGCUGGCUCCAGGAAACUACAAAGUGGCAGCCUCUGCCCCAGGAUACCUGACUGUCAUCAAGAAGGUGGCUGUACCCUACAGCCCUGCAACCAGGGUGGAUUUUGAGCUGGAGUCCCUGAUGGAGAGGAAGGAGGAGGAGCGGGAGGAGCUGAUGGAUUGGUGGAAGAUGAUGUCAGAGACACUGAACUUCUAACACGUUUGUCUCGCUGACGAUCGGAGCGUCCACAAUUCGAUGCAAUAUAGUCAACGUUCUGUGUGCCCGUCCGCUCUGAAAAAGAAUAUAUUGUCUCUUCUUCUACUUCUUACUUUUGAUUGUGUUCUCUCCAUUCUUACUUUAAUUAAUUUUGUUGUUUAUUAAUGUAAGAGUUUGCCUCACACUCCUGUAGAUUGUUUGAAUAUCCUGCGCGCGCAGU
This is a messenger RNA of Neolamprologus brichardi, 1319 nucleotides long. The record is from RefSeq and is a predicted model, not a curated record. Lineage: Eukaryota; Metazoa; Chordata; Actinopteri; Cichliformes; Cichlidae.